ACGGAGUACCUCGUUUCGAUACUAAAAUAUCGUCAUACACAUCAUCGCAACCCACCAGAUUCAUAUGAACUCGGAUGACAACAUAGCAUUAAUUAAAUGCGUCCCAUUGCGGAGCACGAGCGCCGUGCUCUGCGCGAAUGGCAUCGCACUCAAUACCCACGACCACGCCAUGCUGCCUGUAUCGAUUGGUUCGAACGGCAAUUCCACCACCGCGUCAGCCAGUCCACCGUUUCCGAGUCUCUAAGCAAUCGCUAUAGCUACCUCGAUAGUCCUGCUCCGCCGCGGUUAUCUUCAAAACCAACCUUCAAGAACCGCGCAGGACAAUGGCCUCUUCUUGAGGCGAUUCUGGUCGACUGGCAGCGGAAUUUUGAGCAGAGGGGAGGCCAUACCACGGGCCAAGUUCUUAUUGACAAGGCUCGUGAAAUUUGGCCAAAGCUUCCGCAGUACAGUCAACUUUCUCCGCCAAGAUUUGGCAACGGCUGGCUUGCUCGUUUUAAAGGCCGUCACAAUAUUCGCCUCUACCGACAACGAUAUGACUUUUCAAAUCCAGAACAGGAUGCUGCACAUGAUGAAGAAGAGGAUCCAAUCGACCGCAUCAUAGAAGCACAUCUUGCAAAAAUCCAAUCUAGCUUGGAAGCUUCAGAACCUCGGGACCAUGACCAGGAUGGCGGUCCCGAGGAUGACGACCAUGAUACCGUGCCUGUUCCACCAACACCAAUCCUAGCAGCUCCUCCUCCGCCGCCACGGAAUCCCAUGCCACCUCUGGCCCCUACGCCCACUCCGUCCCGUGUGGCUCCUUUGUCGAUUCCAACGCGCGAAGAAGCUCUGAGUGCGGUCAAAGUUCUUUUGCGAUAUUUAGAACACGAAGAGACAGCUCUGUAUGCUGAUGUCAAAUGUUUAACACGGCUUGAGCGCUCAAUGGAGCAAGGAGCUGUUAAUACGCAGAUUUAGGUCACGUUACUUGAGCA
Messenger RNA from Xylona heveae TC161, 968 nucleotides. Its product is annotated as Homeodomain-like protein. The record is from RefSeq and is a predicted model, not a curated record. The coding region runs from base 97 to 951 and encodes 284 amino acids. NCBI's taxonomy places the organism in Eukaryota, Fungi, Ascomycota, Xylonomycetes, Xylonales, Xylonaceae. The transcript has a single exon.